AUGGGUAAAAUCGAGGCUAAGGAGCACUCCGAUUUCCCGGUGGGAGAAAUGAAGCGCUUCGAUGUAACUACAAAGAAUCAAAAUCAAAGCUGGAAACUUCCUGUAUCAAGAUUCACCUCCAUCAUAAAUGAGCAACACUCGCUUGGAGAUGUCAUUCCCAGAAACAAGCUCGUCAAAAAAAUUCUCAGUGUUCUACCUGGAUCUUGGGAGAGUAAGGUGAAUGCCAUCACGGAAGCUAAAGAUCUACAGACUCUGACCAUGGGUGAGCUGAUUGGUAAUCUGAAAACGUACGAGAUGAAGAGAAAGGAGGACAAUGAACGAAGAGAGCCUAAGAAAGAAAAGAACCUGGAGCAGUACAAGCAGAAUCCUGACAAGGCAGGAAAAAGGAACCUGGUUCCCGAGAAAAGAUUCAAUCGAAAAAGUGCUGCAGACAAUAUUGUUAAGCAGGUCCUUGCUGCUUGGGAGACUCCUCAAGUGAAUCCGAAAGGGAAUCAUAUUCUUGUAAACAAUAAGGAGACCCUCACAAUAGAACUAGGAGAGGCAGAGCAAUCUAGAGAUGAUCUAGUGGUAUGUGUAGUAGACCGAGAUGAGACCAUAGCCAAUCUUGAACUAGAGAAGGAGGCUCUGAAUGAAAAAAUAACCAGAGUGGAGAAUGAAAGAGACGAUCUGAUGGUGGUAGUUGUCGAUCUGAAGGAAAUAAUAGAAGAUCUUAGCAGUAAGAAACACUCAUUAGAAGAAAAGACCGCCUCUAUUGAAGAGGAAACGGAUGACCUUCUUGUGAUAUGUGCUAAUCUAGAGGAAACCAGCGAGGGACCUAAUAGAGAACAUAGGAGUGUAAAUCUUGAGAAAGGGAAGGGAGUAGCUAGUGAGUUGCACAUCUUGCUGGAAAAGGAGUUGAAUGUCGUAAAAACUAGUCUUUGCAAAGAACUCGAGAGGAAUCACCAACUCCAAAUUGAGUUGGAGAAAGUGAGAACUGAUCUUGAAAAAUCCUUAAAGUGGACCUGGUCCUCAGAUGCUGUUACUGCUAUGUAUCUCAACAAUGGUGGGAACAAGCAGGGCAUUGGAUUUAAAAGGGAGAAAACUCCCUACAACCCACACAACAAGUAUGUGACUAUACCUGACAACUGGCUGUGUAACCACUAUGGAAACAAUGGGCAUUUUAAAGAAAACUGCCAGGCCAGGUUUAAGUCAGUUCAGAAGAACAAACCUUCACGAAUAGAGUGA
Messenger RNA from Nicotiana attenuata, 1224 nucleotides. RefSeq lists its product as uncharacterized. The transcript is spliced from 4 exons. Lineage: Eukaryota; Viridiplantae; Streptophyta; Magnoliopsida; Solanales; Solanaceae. Bases 1 to 1224 code for a protein of 407 amino acids. The record is from RefSeq and is a predicted model, not a curated record.